AUGUCUAGCGAGUGCUCCUCUCACCACGAGGAGAGCAGCGCAGCUGACGCUGCGUCUGCGCCCGACUGCUGCGCGGCAGAAGUUUCUGGGGGGGGGCCAGCCCCCCCAGAAGCGGCUGCUGCUGUGUGCGGGGAUGCUGCUGCUGCUGCAGCAGCUGAGGCACAGUCCUUAGAAGAAGCACAGCAGCCAGGGACCUCCCCAGGCCCCACGGAGGAUAGCAGCUCCGAUCAGCCACAGCAGCAGCAGUUGCAUGUCGAUUUGCAGGCGAUGGCUGCAGGCCGUCAACGGGCGCCUGCUGAGCCUGUUGGAGGUGAUUGGAUUCCUGCUGCUGCUGCUGCUGCUGCUGCUGCAGGCCCUGGUGUCGGCGAAUGCCCCCCACAGCUGCAUGCAUUGCUUCCACCGCAGCUGCAGCAGCGCGUCAUGCAGCAGAUGGAGCAGCAACAGCGGCGACUUGGUGGCCUGCAGCUUGACAGUAGUACAGCGCAGUUGCUUGGCGUGGAGUCCUCUCCCUUCACAGCAGAACAGCUCGUGCAGCAGCAGCAGCAGCAGCAGCAACAGCAGCUGCUGAUGCGCCUCUAUGGGCCUACUUGCAUGGCUCCCACAAUCGACAGCGUGGGGCCCGGAGGCGGCAGGUUUGGCCCGCCUCCAGGCCUUGAAGCAAUGGGCGGCCCGAAAAGUGGCUCGCGACCCCCAGCACAGCUGCUGCCGCUGCAGCUGCAGCAGAAGACCAAACGCCAGCAGAUCGGCUUCAGCAGCAGCAGCAGCAGCGGCAGCAGCAGGGGACCCUUCUGCCGAAUGCAGAACGGCCGUCUCUGUUAA
Molecule: messenger RNA, 819 nt
Organism: Eimeria mitis
Lineage: Eukaryota; Apicomplexa; Conoidasida; Eucoccidiorida; Eimeriidae
Exons: 3
Coding region: 1-819 (272 amino acids)
Source: RefSeq, a predicted model, not a curated record